ACAGCAAAUUUUUAUAAGAAUCUUAAAUUACUAUAAAAAAUGAUUUAAUUAGGAAAACAUGAAUUUAUUCCGACAAAACUGACUGCGGCACUUUACAGAAAUACGACAAAUAAUAUUCACUUAUGAAAUAUUUGCAAAAUACUCACGAACAUAAUUUAAUAAUAAAACGAAUUGCGAACGAUUUGCGAAUUCUCUGAGAUAGAUAACAUUAAAUUCAAAGAUUUUACUAUAGAUUAUUUUUUGCUAUCGUAUGUAAUCUUAUAAAUAGAACAGGUUAACAAUAACUCGAAAAUCGUUUUCUUGUUUAUUUGAAUAUCUUUUUCCAAAAGUGAGACGAAAGAAUUAAUUAAAUUACAAUACCAGUUUUAUUAUCUAUUAAUCUCGCUGAUAAAAAUAACUUGUACAUUUUUAAUGUAAGAGCAAACAAUAUAAAUAUUCUUACUGAAUAUAUAUUAAGAUGGAAUGAGAGACAGUCUAAAUCGGUUCAAUCAAGCAAGUUAAAUGAAGAUUUUUAAGUUUAUGAGCUACGGCCGAAAUGUGCUAUGCAGGUAUUUAAGUCCGAAGAUACAGAUCAUCAUGAAAAUGCCUCGAAUGAGAUACGAAAAGCAAAGGACGCCGAACAUAGGAAACUUUGGGUCGUUACAUUUACGAAAAUGUUGCAAACGUUGGUAGAUGAUGAAACAACCAUACACCUAUCCACACCGCCCGUAAAAGCAUCAAAUAUCAUCGAACUCGAAUCGUUCGAAAGAGCAAACAAGCAUAAAUCAUAUCACGCUUUAUCAGGCGAAGUGAACACGCACAGUUUCGAGGUGAUUCACGAUGGCUUUGAUCGCAUCAUGUAUUAUACAUUGCAAUGCAUGAGACAACUGUUACCUAGUGUUAACUAGAUUAUCUGUAUCUGUAAUCGCUUAGAAGAGGGAGCACAUCUCACGUAUCUCACGUCGAGAAACUCUUCAAUAAAAGAUAUUUUCUCG
Molecule: messenger RNA, 974 nt
Organism: Ooceraea biroi (clonal raider ant)
Lineage: Eukaryota; Metazoa; Arthropoda; Insecta; Hymenoptera; Formicidae
Source: RefSeq, a predicted model, not a curated record